Molecule: messenger RNA, 298 nt
Organism: Aspergillus costaricaensis CBS 115574
Lineage: Eukaryota; Fungi; Ascomycota; Eurotiomycetes; Eurotiales; Aspergillaceae
Exons: 3
Coding region: 29-298 (89 amino acids)
Source: RefSeq, a predicted model, not a curated record
AACACAUAUAUAUACACAAGCCAUCAAAAUGCCCCGCGGAGCCGAAUACGACAACGGAGUCAUCCAGUCCGACAACGCCAUUGAGGCCGGCGAGACUAAGGUUCAUGGAACGAACCCUGACAACGACCACCUCAACCGCGUCCAGCGCACCGCUCCUCUCCCCGAGGCCGCCCAGAGCAGCGGCGGCGAGUACAGCAUCGGCGGCAGCUCAGGUCCGAACAAGUCCGGUAGUGGAAAGGGCGGCCACGAGCCCAAGACAUUGGGCGAUAAGAAGGGAUUGGGGGCUCACCAGGCAUAA